UACAAUGGGAAACAUGGCGGCGCCUGUUGGGGACACAUAACUGGAUAAUGGCUCAAAUACUGAGUAAUAUCAGUACCGAAUCGUAUCAAGUUUUCGCCCUUAAACUUUAAAUGUUAUUUUGAGUCACAUCGAUAUCUGGAGUCACGAUGUGGACGAACAAGAAGGCGACAGGAGUCUCCCUGAGAGUCCUUGAGCUCCUUCAGCACCCAGGCUCACUGACAGGCUGCAGGACUAGGGGAGGGAGGCGGUAUCUACGGACACUUAUUUCGUCAUCACGGCCACUAUGGAGACUUAUGUCGUAUUCAAGGCCACUGUGGAGGCUUCUAUCGUCAUCAAGCCCCCCAUGGAGGCUUCUGUUCUUUGGUUCAGAUCAGUUUGCUGUAGAGUCACUUAAAGCCCUCACAUCCAGCAGGCACUCCAGUGAUGGGUUACUGGAGUCUCUUGAAGUCGUGACGUUGUCUGAUAACCUCCCAGUGAAAAAGUUUGCCCUACAAAACAACCUUCCAGUCCACAGCUGGCCCCCAGAGGAUGUGAACGGACGGUUUGAUGUCGGUGUGGUGGUUUCUUUUGGCUGUUUACUCCCAGCAAGGCUAAUCAACAAGUUUCCAUAUGGGAUUUUGAAUGUUCAUCCCAGCCUGCUGCCGAGGUGGCGGGGUCCAGCCCCAGUCUUCCACACCAUCCUCCACGGUGAUACUGUGACAGGAGUUAGCAUCAUGCAGAUCCGUCCUGACAGAUUUGAUGUGGGCCCCAUCCUCAACCAGGAGGUCCACCAAGUGCCUGAGAACUGCACUGCUGAUGAGCUUGGCUCUGUCCUCGCUGCCAAAGGAGCACGUCUGCUGAUCGAUACAUUGAAGACACUGUCAGAGCGAAUAGAAAAUCAGACGGAGCAAGGACAGAUGGGUGCAACCUUUGCCCCCAAAAUAAGCACAUCCAUGAGCUGGCUGGUGUGGGAGGAGCAGACGUGUGAUCAAAUCAGUCGCCUGUAUCGUGCCAUUGGAUCUCGGAUACCGCUCAGGACCAUAUGGGGGGACAGAACAGUAAAACUUUCACAGUUUGUAGGAAAAUGUCACAUUUCAUUAUCAGAUGAGAGGAGGAAACCGGUCCCUGGUUCAGUGAGCUUCCUCAUGGAGUCCAACACUCUGGCUGUCUGUUGUAAGGACGGCUGGGUGGGCUUUAAGGAAGUGAUUCUUAAAAAGAAGCUGACGGCAAUGGACUUCUACAAUGGCUACCUUCAUCAGACCAACAACAGAGUUUUUAUUAGUAGGAAAAAAGCAUCUGUAGCUCGUCAAAUAAGUGAAAACUCAAGCUUGUGACCCAAAAGUGCUGCAGUUCUCAAUCUUAUUUUUAUUUUCCAUGUCUGUUUUAAGACAUAGGUGGUUCAUUUACUUGAAGAAUGUAUUUGUAAUGAAUAUUUGCAAAUAAAUAAAA
Molecule: messenger RNA, 1428 nt
Organism: Cheilinus undulatus (humphead wrasse)
Lineage: Eukaryota; Metazoa; Chordata; Actinopteri; Labriformes; Labridae
Gene: mtfmt
Product: mitochondrial methionyl-tRNA formyltransferase
Exons: 9
Coding region: 147-1313 (388 amino acids)
Biological process (GO): conversion of methionyl-tRNA to N-formyl-methionyl-tRNA; biosynthetic process
Cellular component (GO): mitochondrion
Molecular function (GO): methionyl-tRNA formyltransferase activity
Source: RefSeq, a predicted model, not a curated record